Messenger RNA from Eurypyga helias (sunbittern), 7545 nucleotides. RefSeq names its product breast cancer 2, early onset (gene BRCA2). Gene Ontology annotation, cellular component: nucleus. The transcript is spliced from 9 exons. Gene Ontology annotation, biological process: double-strand break repair via homologous recombination; regulation of DNA-templated transcription. Lineage: Eukaryota; Metazoa; Chordata; Aves; Eurypygiformes; Eurypygidae. The record is from RefSeq and is a predicted model, not a curated record. The annotation marks the transcript as partial.
AUGGAAUUGAAAUCUGUAUUUGCCUAUACCAAAAUUAAUGCUGUUCCUAAGUUAUUUCCUAAUACUUUUUUACUACUUUUCCUCUCCCCAUCUUCUCUAAAUUCUUCAGAGUCAGAGAUGUUAGAUGGCUUAUUUGGUGAGAUGAACAGCUUUGAGGAUACAUUCAACAUGCCUGCAAAGUCCGAUGGAACUCUGCUGAUGCCACAGGCUCUGGAUGCAGUAAAGACGUGUGAGAUAAACACAGAUAGAGCCCAAGGAAAGGGGGAUGUUCCUUCUGAGCAGUGUAAUAGAGGAAAGGCUGGCAUUUCACAGGAAGUGAAAACAACUGGCGGGACUGAAAAGAGCUGCUCUAUUGACAUGAAGGGUUCUUUAGUCCGAAACACAGAUGAAGAUACAGGGCGUGGUAAAGACGGCUGUUUAAUAGGUAACAAACAGGAGUUGGAGUCACUCAGGAUGGCAGGAGAUGUGCAAGAUUAUAGAACACACGAGUCAUCUGAGAAUGAGAAGCCUGUGAAAGAAGAUGCGCUGUUUUCAUCAAGCCAGUGGUCUCAACUGAACUUAUCUGAUCUUGAUGUCACUCUCUUGGAGAUGUCUGGAUGUAGCUCUCCACCCUCUGACUUAGGUAGAGAGACAAAUUUAGAAAAGUCAGUGCUAAUGACGAAGGAUGAUGUGGUGGAAACAACUUUACUGAAUGCUUCAGGCUUGGUAAAAGCACAGAAGCUCUUGAGCAUCAAUUUGUCAGAAAAGUGCUAUGAAGUGAAAAAUUCUGAAAGCAGCCCAACAUUGGAAAUAACUCCAGUGAAAUCUGUGUCGCUGAGUGUUCAAAAUCCAAAGUCAGUAAAAGGAUGUGCAGCUGAGGUUUCCAAAAUGAGCUUCUUCAACUGUAAUUCUUUUUUAAUUGAAAGUACGGAUGUCACGGAGUAUUCUCUAGUCUACAGUGGCAGCUUUUCCAAGCAUUUAAAUGCGACUUCUAAAUCUGUCAUAACUGACGUUCUGUCUCACCCGCUUGUGUGUGGCGCUGCAUCUCCAGCUAAUUGCAGUGACCUACAUUUAAUAAGGAGCGAAAAUACUCUUGCAGAGUCUGGCUUUAAAAACCUGAAUAUGAUAUCCAGCUUGAGAAGGAGAUCCAAGAGAUUCAUUUAUACAAUAAAUAAUACUUUACUGUAUCAAGAAGAAAAAAUACAGAAGGAAGUAACCUCUGAAUCACCUAUUCAUCCUGUAUUACCACAUUCAGAAUCUGAUUUGUAUGAAUUUAAAGGUUGUCAAGUGGCCAGUGUUGAUGAGCAAGACUGCUUGCCGCUUGCUGAGAGAAAGCGUUUGCAAUCAGAUAUCAACGAAAAUAAUUUCAGCACUUGUACUUUAAAAAUGGAUAUAAUGGAUAAGUCAUCUGAUAAUUCCUUCAGCAAUAGGCUGAAGCAGGAAGACCUAAGAGACCCGGGGAAAAAUGCAAUAGCAGAUCAACCUACAUCAUUAAAAUGCAUAGAAUUAUCUAAUACACAGAAAGAAGACACAACAGAUUGUUUAAAUAGCGAAAUAAUUUCAACUAUAAAACGUAAAGUUCUGGCUUCAGCAUGCCUCAUGGCAAGAAGGCGUUCCAGAUUGUUCCCUAAAGGCUGUCACUUAGAGAAAGGUGAGGAAGAUAAGUAUGUGAGUGCGAAUGUGAAUGAUGGAACUACUGUACCUCACAGCCCGAAAGAAGAACUCGCAUGGUCGUCUCCUAGACAUAACGAACACUCAAUUGAUAGGCACCGUGACGCUACGUCUGCAGGAAACAGCGGUUUCUGUAAUACUUCUGGUCAGAUCAACUUUGGUGUAAACAAAGUCAGUAGUGAUUGCUGCAAUAAAAUGCCAACUGAUAACAGGUGGGCUACAGACCAGUCGUUGGUAGGUGACUGUAGAGAAGUACUUGGACCUUUGGGCAUAAACUGCUCAGAAAAUGAUAGUACUGGAUUAAAACAAGGGGAGGAAGCAGAUGCAGCUGCCUCUUCAGAAGUUAUAGCCAACAAUGAAGAGCCAAAGUCAGUUGAAAACAAUGAAAGCCCUCAAGCAGCUGCUUUCAGUAAUGUAGCUGCAGAGAUUGCUAAAGAAUUGUUAGAUUGUCUAGAUGAUAAAUCAUUAAAUGAAGUAAUUUCUGCAGAAGAUAAACAAGCAGCACCUAUGUAUUCCAGCAGAGAGCCAAAUGAGAACCCAAAGUACAAAGGGAAGUCCUCAGGAAAUCUUAACCCAUGCCAUUUAAAUCUGGGCUUUGGUGGCUUCCAAACUGCUUCCAAUAAGCAGAUUAAAUUCUCUGAAGUCAGUAUAGCAAAAGGCAAAAUGCUCUUCAAAGAUAUUGAAAAUGAAUGCUUUGAAGCCUAUUCCAUGGAAAGAGUCAGAAACUUUUCCCAAGUUAAAAAGGAAAAUGCAGUUAUCUCGGAUUCAGAAAGCAAAUUGGGCUGUAAUUUAUCUGAUUCGUUAGAUUCACAGACAAGUUUUCUUCAGCCCAGGCAUACACGGUUUAUUCCACAUAAAGUUGGCUUGUGUAAAAGCUUUCCUGGAAGCCCACAGUCCUUGCAAGAAACAAAUCAAACCUUGACAGCAAGCCAAGAAGCUGAAAUUGCUGAACUUUCUAGUAUCCUGGAAGAAACAGGUAGUCAGUUUGAGUUCACACAGUUUAGAAAGCAGAGUAACAUGAUACAAAGUCAUGCCUUUCAGCAAUUCAGAACUGUAGAAACACAUGGAAAAAAGAAUGUGGAAGAUAUUUCUGAAACAAGGAGAGAUGCUGAUUUUUGUAGCACUUUCAAAUCUGAGAAUCCAGUAAAAAAUGACAAGUAUUACACUCAGGAGGAAGACACAAGUGAAGACACUGAAGUGGUGGAAUGCAAAAAAGGAAAUGCAGUGGUUUUCCCUAAAAAUGACAAAAAGGUUACUUUUACUAACUCCCACAGAAAUGAAAGUGGAAUAUCCGAGGAUAGCUUUCCAGUAGCUCAACAGGACAGAUUUUCCAAUUUUGUAGGCUUUACUUCAGCUGGAGGUAAAAAAAUAAAUAUUUCAAAAGCUGCUUUGAACAGAUCUGCAGAGCUCUUCAGGGACUUGGAUGAUGAUAACUAUUUGUUUAAAUCUUCAAAACCUAGUACUAGAUGUCAGAAUUCAGAUGGGCAUAUGUCUUCUAACUGUAAUCUUGUCAGAGGCCUGGCAAAAGAAAACAAAGGAAAACCAGUUUGUUCGGAUUUCAGAAGCAUAAAUGCAGUUUCCUACCAUGCACAGAAAGAAGAGGAAAAUGUUACUACACUGUCUAAGGAAAAUAUGGGAAAUCAGACAAGAAGAUCAAUAAAUGAUACUGAAAAUGUGAAUUUGAAUAGUACUAAUACUGCCAUCAACAGUCUGUCUCCCAUUAAAAACCAUAACCAGGAUCAGAAAGCUUCCAAAGCAUUUUUGAAUAGAGGAGAUUGCCAAGUUGAAGGUAGUUUGCAAGAAGACUCAUUAGAUGGGACAUGUCUAGGAGAUGCUAUUACAACUGCAGAAGGACAUGGUUUAUCAGCAGAAAUGGAAAACCUGUCUCCUUAUCAGGAAGGAGAAGACAGAAAGCAGGGAAAUGAAGACUUGUCACAAAAAUUUCAAACUCCAGCUGGUGGGGCAAUAGCCAUUUCUGAUGCAGCUUUGGAUGAUUCUCUACCCUUGCUCAGUGUGCAGUGUGGAAAAAGAGAUACAAAUAUCUUGGAGAACUCUGAUAAACAAAAGACAAGUAGUAAAAAUAUGGAAGGAGAAGACCCCACCCAUGAUAAGAUCCUGUUAGUGAAUGAAAGUAGGAUAAAAUUAGGUUCUUACCGUUGUCGUCAUCAAAUACCUUUCAAGCAAGGGGUGGAAGUUGAAAAAAAUGAAGUGAAGGGGAGUUACCUGUCUGUUUUUUGUACUGCUAGUGGCAAGCAGAUAACAAUUACUGAUGGAUAUUUGGCUAAAGCUGAACAGUUUUUUGCAGAAAGUGAUGAUUUAGGAAAAGAACAUAAUGGCAGUUUUGAGAAGCCCUUAAAGGAAAGGAAAUAUCCUAAGAACUGUGUCAAAGACUGUGACUUGUGUAUUGAAAACAUUGCUCAAACUGACCCAGAAAAACUUAAUUAUAAUAAAAAGCUUGUUCCUGAAGAACCAGGAGAUCAGUGUAAGCAGGCAGUAGAGGGCAGUCCCAUUAAACACGGUGUGAUUCUUGAUACUGCUGAAGCAGACACAUUUGUUGAUCGAGGUGAAGACUGUGAAAGAAGUUUGGUAACUUCAUACGCACAUAAGGCUGACGUGAGACCUGGAAAUGCAGAGUUAGAAUUCCUUCCCAGGCAGGAGAGGGAUUUAAGCAGAACUUUUUCGUCUGAAGAUGGAAAAGCGUUUGCAGAGAGAGAGAUGGAAUAUUCAGCAAAAGAGAGGGAUGAUUUGGAAAACAUGCAUGACUUCCCUGAGCACUCUGCUGCAUCUUUGCAUUUAAUGAAGGUAUCAAAUGACCUUGAAGAUAAUUCUGUGCCUGGAGACACAAAAAAUACUUUAUUUGGUGAGGAUAGUAACAAUAAAUCUAAUGAAUCCCUCCUCUUAACUUCAAAAAUGAGCUCUUUUCAUUUGAACCGUGACAGUAAGGAAUUUGACUUGGAACAUUUAAGUGACCCUUGUGCUGAUACAAACACAGACACCAUAGUUAGUGCUUGCCAAAACCAGUCACUAGUCAGCCUUCCUAAAGAUGAAACCAAUUUAACCAGCUUAAAGGAAACUACACUUGAGGCUGAAAAUCCAAAGGGUGAUCUGAAACAAACGGUGUUUAGUACAGCAAAAGGUAAAGCAGUUCCUGUUUCGGAAAGUGCAUUAGCAAGAGUCAGAGAAAUGUUUUGGGAAGAUUACAGUGAACCUGUAAAAAAUGUAAUUGAGACUAACUCAAGAACGAAUCAAACAGGAAUUGCUGGAAAUUCAUCUUCCAUCAUUCAUACCGAGUGUCCUAAUUCUGCUGAGUUUUUGAAUCCUACAAGAAACGAAGAGAUUGAUUUGGCCACAUCCCAUUGUACUGAAGUAAAUGAGAGUGCUAGUGAAAAUGGUCACCGAGAUACAAACACGUUUGCACACACAAAGUCUGUUUCAAAUUCUCAGAGGCGAUGCUUUCAGCAGAAUAUUCAGCCUCUGGGGCAUUUGCCUGUUCCAGAUAAGCAGAUAAAGCAGUCGGAUUCUUCCAUAAGCAAUCUUGGAUUUUUUAGUACAGCAAGCGGUAAGCCUGUACAACUAUCUGAAGAGUCGCUCAGGAAAGCUAGACAGCUCUUUUCUGAAAUGGAAGGUAAUCGCUCAUCACAUGCAGAAGGAGCAUAUUUACUCGAGGAAGAUGUUGAAAAAUCUGAGUUGCACACUGAAAUAGUUCCUGGGAAAAUGCAGAUAGCAUUACCAAAAGGGGAAGAAAAUGCCAGCACUGUAUUGAUCUCAGAUCCAUCUUUUGGGUUCAGCACUGCAAGUGGAAAGCAGGUAGCAGUUUCUGAAAGUGCCUAUCAAAAAGCAAAGGCAAUUUUAAAAGAAUCUGACUUUUUAAGCAGUGGGCUUUGCAUUACAGAUCAACUUAGUUCAGUUAAAGACAGUGGACAACCUGUAAAUUCUCUGACUGGUAAAGUUUUCUUGGAAUCCAAAACAGACAAAAGCUGCAGUGAAGGCUUCCACUUAAAAAGUGUCUGCCCUGAGGAAGUGAAGUCUUUACCAAGCACUCACCGUGUCAAAAUGCCUGAGUACGUACCACAUAGUAAAAAACCCACGCAUUCAACGUUAUUGAAAGAUAGUUUGCAGCGAGAGGAGACUGGCUUUUUUGGAAAAGGGCAGCUGAACCUGGGGGUGAAAGCAGAGUCCGAAGAAGUUUCAUGCAGUGCUGCUGCUAAAGCAGAAAUUAAUCUCAAUUUCCCCCAAACUCCAAAAAAUUACUUGGAACUGGAGGCUGUGGAAAGUGCAAGAGCUUUUAUGGAAGACGAUCUUUCCAGUUCUGGAGUACAAAUUAAUGCUGCACAGCUCUUCAGUGGCAGACUGGAUAAAAACUUUCAAAAUAAAUCCUUUGGGAAGAGACCCUUGGAAGAGAAAACCUCACGUGGAGAACCUCCAAUUAAAAGACAGUUACUGCUUGAAUUUAACAGAACAAAGAGUCCGCCCAGAUCUUUGAAAGCUUCAAAAAGCACCCCUGAUGGUAUUUUCAAAGACAGAAGAAAAUUUAUGUACCAUGUUCCUUUAAAACCUGUAACUUGUCAACCUUUUGGGGCUUCUAAAGAACGACAAGAAGUCAAGAAUCCCACCCUUACUCUACCAGACCAGGACUUCAAAGGAUUCAAAUCUAAACCUGCCCUUUUUCAGCACUGUGCUCUAAGGCGGUCUUCAAACGGUACUUCAGAGCUUUCUACUCCCUGUAAGGCCUCGGCAAAAGACAGUGAAGAAACAAGAAGCUUGUACAAAUCUGGAAAAGCUGUUAAAACUUUUAUUCCACCCUUCAAAACCAAGCAGACCUUUUCUACCGGUGAACAAGGCAGCGUUAAACGAUGCAACUCGCCAGUUGGCAAAAAUCUGACCAAAGAGAUGGAAGAUCAGGUCACAGCUGAACAAACUAUGGCUGAACCUCAGGAUCACCAGUCUUGCAUCCAGCACGCAGCAGACACUGACCCAGAAAAUGGUAAUUUAGCUAUGGUCAAGAUGAUGACAAAUCUCCGCUGUGCCAGAGAUCUGCAGGAAAUGAGAAUUAAAAAGAAAUAUAGGCAAAAUAUUAGCUCACAGCCAGGCAGUCUUUAUGUCAUUAAAACAUCUGCGAGAAAUAGAAUCUCUCUGAGAAGUGCAGUAGAAGAGAAAUCUCCUGGUUUUUAUUCUACGGAAGAGCUUUACACGUUCGGUGUUUCUACACGUUGCAUUCAAGUUAACAGCACAAAUGCAGAAUCUUUCCAGUUUCUCGUCCAGGACUACUUCAGUAAGGAGUAUUUAUUAGCUGGAAAUGGGAUGCAGCUUGCUGAUGGAGGAUGGCUAAUACCUACAGAUGAAGGAAAAGCUGGAAAGAAGGAGUUUUACAGAGCCCUCUGUGACACUCCUGGUGUGGAUCCCAAGCUCAUAACAGAGGCCUGGGUUUACAAUCACUACAGGUGGAUUGUAUGGAAAUUGGCAGGCAUGGAAGUGUCUUUUCCACACGAGUUUGCUAACAGAUGUUUGACACCAGAAACAGUGCUGUUACAGUUGAAAUAUAGGUACGAUUUGGAAAUCGAUAAAAGUAAACGAUCAGCAAUCAAAAAAAUAACAGAGAGAGAUGAUGCGGCAGGUAAAACACUUGUGCUGUGUAUUUCAAAAAUCAUAUUGCUAAACACCGUUGUAUCUCCUAGCAGUAGCAAUAAGAAUGUGGAAAGUAUCAACACAGCAGCAAUAAUUGAAGUUACUGAUGGCUGGUAUGGGAUUAGAGCCCUUCUGGAUCCACCUCUCAAAGCUUUCUUGCAUAGAAGAAGGCUGACUGUUGGUCAGAAGAUCAUAGUGCACGGAGCAGAACUUGUUGGCUCUCAGAAUGGAUGUACGCCACUGGAAGCUCCGGAUUCCCUUAUGUUAAAG